Molecule: messenger RNA, 561 nt
Organism: Exophiala oligosperma
Lineage: Eukaryota; Fungi; Ascomycota; Eurotiomycetes; Chaetothyriales; Herpotrichiellaceae
Exons: 1
Coding region: 1-561 (186 amino acids)
Source: RefSeq, a predicted model, not a curated record
AUGGCCGCUCUGCUGGCUGAUUCGGAAUUGCUUGUUAACGAAGAUGAUGACGAGAAGGGAAGAGUGGCUGCAAUGCCGGUGGAUGCUCAAGACAUGACUGGGCAUCAACUGAUGCGGUGGUGGGAUGAUCGAGGUUUUCGCUUCCGACUCGGUGGGUUCGAUGAUAAAGGAUACGAGGAGGGCAGCCUGGUCGAUUUGAAGUCACCACACUCGGCAGGAACAGCUGUAGAAAGCGGGAGUCCCGGACAGGUUACGACUAAGGUGGCGAUAAGGAAAUACAGAUUGGGAAUUGUACAAGGUCAAGACGAGGAGUCCAGGAUUUGCGCGCCAGUGCCAGCAACGCCACCAGACAGCGAAGGGGGCUCGAGGAUAGUACAUAUUCGAAACGAAGAUUCUGAGGAGUAUACAACUAUAUCGAGAACAACAUUAGAUCUUGGAUCAGGUUCGUGUAUUGCACACCGUCGAAAAGAAGGGUCUGAGGUACAAGCGACUUUAUCGGAAACACAGUCAGAUCCACCCAUCCAAUUCCGAAAACGUGCAACGAAGGCUAUGACAAUAUGA